AUGCGCCGUACGACUGCCCACUGGGUCCCGCGGCUGCUGAGCGCGGCUACCACCAAGUAUGCCGCACCGCCCAGCUUCAACGGUGAUAAUGUUGGUGACGGGGCUGACUCUAGAAGAGGCGCUGGCCUCUUCUUCGCCGACCGCGCUGUGAAAGUGACACGGCUAACAUCCCCGGGUCUUUCCUUCAGCUGCACCCCUUCCAUUCUUAGCUGCGAGGCCCCUGACGCCACAGCGGCAGUGCGCCUGGUGAAAGAGGAACCGGGUCAAGUGCCGGCGGCCAAAAUUCAGCUUGCCGGCCUAUGCGCUGUUUCCCUAUUCCGGUCUCACCGCAUUGUGCUCUACUGCACCGGGGAGGUGGACCGCGUGCAGCACCACGAAGUGGGCCUCAGGAGCGGCGACGUUCUGGUCGUGCUGCGGGGAUGUGACCGGAUGCGGGACUGGAGCUCCGUCGAGCGCACGCUGCGCAGCGUUGCUGGCGAGGAUCCCGAGUACAUCGCAGAGGAGGUGCUGUUGCGGUUGGCCUCCGACGCCCACCACGGCCCGCACGCGAGUGCAUCCAACGAGGUGCCCGCCACCGGCGUGCCAAACGGCGUCUGCAUCAUGACUGUCGUGCGCCACCGGCCCUCCGCACGGCUUCCGCAGCCGCCCUUCCACUUGCAUUGCUCAAUAGCUUGA
This is a messenger RNA of Trypanosoma rangeli, 675 nucleotides long. RefSeq lists its product as uncharacterized. The record is from RefSeq and is a predicted model, not a curated record. NCBI's taxonomy places the organism in Eukaryota, Euglenozoa, Kinetoplastea, Trypanosomatida, Trypanosomatidae. The transcript has a single exon. Bases 1 to 675 code for a protein of 224 amino acids.